GGCGCCCCUAGUACCUGCAGCACAGUGACAGCAGCUAGCCGCAUUUGCAGCCCGUUUUCCCGCAGAAUGAAGCCCUAUUGUGGACGGUAAAAGCCCCGGAGUCCGCGUACACCGAGUUGUACCCCCGUGGAAUGCCCUAGCGCCUCCCUGAUCCCGUUACUUUCCGUGAUUUCACCAACAAACAGCGACUUAGCCCCGGGUUCAUUCACUCUGCCCCGGUUAGCUCCCGUUAGCACCGCGGGCUAGGCAACGUUAGCAUCAGCUGGAGUCCAUCUUCGAACCACCAGCCACGAAAAGAUGGAGAGGAGUGUGUACAUCGUUCAGGGGGAGGUGGGGCUGGUGGUCGGAGCCAUUAAGAGGAAUUCCCGCUGGAACACACACACACCGCUGGAUGAGGAGCAGGACCCCCUCCUGAACAGCUUCGCUCAGCUCAGAGAUGUCCUCAACAACAUUAAAGAUUUGUCAGAGGUGGAGCCAAAUGUUUUCCUUCGCCCUUUUUUGGAAGUGGUUCGCUCCGAAGACACGACUGGACCAAUCACAGGCCUCGCCCUCACCUCCGUCAACAAGUUUCUCUCAUACGGACUCAUAGAUGCCAGUCAUGAAGCAGCGGCUGAGGCCAUUGAGAACAUGGCCGACGCAGUGACACAUGCUCGGUUUGUGGGAACAGAUCCGGCCAGUGAUGAGGUCGUGCUCAUGAAGAUACUACAGGUGCUGAGGACUCUCCUGCUCACUCCAGUCGGGGCUCACCUCACAAACGAGUCUGUGUGUGAGAUUAUGCAGUCGUGUUUCAGGAUCUGCUUUGAGAUGAGGCUUAGCGAGCUACUGAGGAAGUCUGCAGAGCACACCCUGGUGGACAUGGUGCAACUGCUCUUCUCCAGGUUACCACAGUUCAAAGAAGAGGCCAAAAGUUGUGUCGGUGCCAACAUUAAAAAGCUGAAGAUGAGAGCUGGAGGGAUGAGUGAAUCGUCCAAAUGGAAAAAACAGAAACGCUCCCCACGACCAGCUCAUCAUAUGGUACGAAGUCCGAGCGGAACUAUGGACCAAUCAGUUUUAAGCAACAACAACCUCUCAGCUGGGGUGCCGUUUCUGGACUCAGGCUCGGGUCCCCCGCUGCCCUCCUCGGAGAGCGUUGGUUCUAUCUCCAGUCCCUCAGACAGUGGAGUGGACUCGUGCUCCAAGACUCCGUCCAGAGAAGAUCUAUCAGAGCUGGACCAGAACAGCACCGCCCUGAGUCCCAGUCACCCCAGUGGGAGUGACCUGGGGGCAGGGGAGGGACAGUCCGACAGGGUGAGCUCGGCACAGUCCGCAUCUGUGGAGUCCAUCCCUGAAGUUUUAGACGACAACAACUCUGUGUCUGACACUUCCUCAGUGCACGACAUGGACUAUGUCAACCCACGGGGCGUUAGGUUCACCCAGUCUACACACAGAGACGGUGCGUCCCUGAUCCCGUACGGUCUUCCCUGUCUCCGUGAGCUGUUCCGGUUCCUGAUUUCUCUGACGAAUCCUCACGACCGCCACAACACGGACGCCAUGAUGCACAUGGGGCUGCAACUGCUCGCCGUCGCCCUGGAAACUGCUAACGUGGCACAUUACCAGAGUCUGCUACUGCUGGUGAAGGACGAGCUCUGCAGGCAUCUAUUCCAGCUGCUGAGUGUGGAGAGGAUGAACCUGUAUGCCUCCUCGAUUCGCGUCUGCUUCCUGCUGUUUGAGUCCAUGAGAGUCCACCUCAAGUUUCAGCUCGAGAUGUACCUGAAGAAGCUGAUGGACAUCAUCACAUGUGAGAACAUUCGGAUGCCGUAUGAAAUGAAGGAGCUGGCUCUGGAGGCUGUGGUGCAGUUGUGGAGGGUCCCCAGUUUAGUCACAGAGCUGUACCUCAACUACGACUGUGACUACUACUGCAGUAAUUUGUUUGAAGACCUCACCAAACUACUGUCAAAGAACGCCUUCCCUGUGUCUGGGCAGCUCUAUACCACACACCUGCUCUCUCUGGAGGCUCUGCUCACUGUGAUCGACAGCACCGAAGCCCACUGCCAGAACAAGACCUCCAGCAGCGGCAGGACCGAACAGGGGCAGGGGCAGGAGCAGAGACAGGAGCAGGUGCAGGAGGGCCGCAACGCCAGCCGAGACAACACAGAGACCAACGACCUCCAGAGAAUUACACCCAAUGAAGGCUUGGUGAAUUCUGCUCAGAGUGACUCGUCCCUGGGUUACCCUCCCACCAGCGGCCCCCUGAUGGCUGACAAGAUGAGGCUGGGGAGAUCGGACCAGCAAGAUCCAGAUCCAGGUGAAAAAGUUCAAAAGCCUCAUCGGUUUUCCUCAUGUUUACCAGACUCUCAGGAGCUACUGGAGAUCAGGACCAAGAAGAAGCUGCUGAUCACAGGCACAGAGCAGUUUAAUCAGAAACCAAAGAAGGGGAUCCAGUUCCUCCAGGAAAAGGGGCUGCUGACCGAGCCCAUGGAGCCGGCGCAGGUGGCUCAGUGGCUCCGAGAGAACCACAGACUGGACAAGAAGAUGAUCGGAGAGUUCAUCAGUGAACGCAAGAACCAAGAGCUGCUCGACAGCUUCGUCAACACGUUCCAGUUCCAGGGUCUUCGUAUCGAUGAGGCUCUAAGGCUGUACCUCGAAGCCUUCAGACUCCCAGGAGAGGCUCCAGUCAUCCAGAGACUAUUAGAGACAUUUACUGACAACUGGCAUAAAGUGAACGGUUCUCCUUUCAUGACAAACGAUGCCGGCUUCGCUCUGGCAUACGCCGUCAUCAUGUUAAACACUGACCAACACAAUCACAACGUACGCAAGCAGAACAUCCCCAUGACUGUGGAGCAAUUUAAGAAGAACCUGAAGGGAGUGAACGGGAACAAGGACUUUGAUCAGGACAUGUUAGAAGACAUCUACAACGCCAUCAAGACAGAGGAGAUUGUGAUGCCAGAUGAACAGACUGGUUUGGUGAAGGAGAAUUAUGUGUGGAGUGUGUUACUCCACCGGGGGGCAUCACCCGAGGGCAUGUUCCUGCGUGUUCCUCCUGGUUCCUAUGACAACGACCUUUUCUCCAUGACCUGGGGCCCCUCCAUCGCCGCGCUGUCCUACGUCUACGACAAGAGCCUGGAUGAGAGCAUCCUGCAGAAGGCUCUCACCGGCUUCAGAAAAUGUGCAACGAUCGCGGCUCACUAUGGCUUCAGUGAUGUCUUUGAUAAUCUCAUCAUCUCCCUCUGCAAGUUCACCACGCUCAGCAGUGAGUCGGUGGAAAACCUGCCCACAGUAUUCGGCAGUAACGCCAAAGCACAAACCGCGGCCAAAACAGUUUUUGACCUGUCCCAUCGCCACGGCAACAUCCUAAGAGAGGGUUGGAAGAACAUCAUGGAGUCGAUGCUGCAGCUAUUCAGAGCAGAACUACUGCCAAAGGCUAUGCUAGAGGUCGAGGAUUUUGUGGAACCGAACGGAAAAAUCUCACUCCAGAGAGAAGAGACUCCAUCAAACAGAGGAGAGUCGGCUGUGCUGAGCUUCGUGAACUGGCUCACUCUGAGCGGAGCCGAACCCUCAGGACUCAGAGGACCUUCAACUGAAAACCAAGAGGCCAAACAGCAGGCCAUCCUCUGCAUCAAGCUGUGUGACCCGGAGAAGCUGAUCACCGAGAGCAAGUUUCUGCAGCUGGAGUCUCUGCAGGAGCUCAUGAAGGCUCUGAUCUCAGUGACUCCAGAUGAGGAGACAUAUGACGAAGAGGACGCAGCCUUCUGUUUGGAGAUGCUGCUGCGAAUUGUUCUUGAAAACAGGGAUCGUGUGGCCUGUGUGUGGCAGACUGUGAGGGACCAUCUGUACCAGCUCUGUGUCCAGGCCAACGACAGCUGCUUCCUGGUGGAGCGGGCCGUGGUGGGAUUGCUCCGACUGGCUAUCAGACUACUGCGGAGAGAGGACAUCAGCUCACAGGUGCUACUGUCCCUGCGUCUGCUCCUCAUGAUGAAGCCUCACGUUUUGAGCAGAGUGAGCAGAGAAGUGUCCUAUGGCCUCCACGAACUCCUCAAAACCAAUGCCGCAAAUAUCCACAGCACUGAGCACUGGCACACACUCUUCACCCUCAUCGAGUGCAUCGGGGCUGGGGUCAGGGCUCCGGCUAGCUUCAGGCUCCAGGCGGCUUCCAGCGACCACGACACAGGCGCUCAGUCAGACAGCGAGCUCUCGUCUCACUCUCACUCUGAGCUGGUGGAUCGUGGUUACACAUCUGACCCUGAGAUCUACAACGAAAACAACAAGCCCCGCCUCCCACGCUCCAUCACAGACACCGAUGUGAGCAGCGGCUGGCUCGUGGUUGGUAAAGAUGACCUCGAGCUGAAGCCCUCUGUGAACCCAAAACCGGACCCCAAACCAGACCCAAAACCCGGCCCCGGUCUAAGUCCUGUUCUAAACCCGAGUCUGACCCCUAAGCCGGAGGUGAGACACGCGUUGGUGAACCAGUACAGCCUGACGGUGGGACAGGACCUGGGACAACACGACACCAAGUCUCUGCUAAAGUGUGUGGAGACGCUGUCGUUCAUCGUGAGGGAUGCGGCUCAUGUGACUCCUCACAACUUUGAACUGUGUGUGAGAGCCAUACGAGUGUUUGUGGAGGCCAGUCUCAACGGAGGCUACAGAAACCACGACAAGAAGAAGAGCCAUAAGUAUGACUCAUCCAAGUCUCGCCUGAGGAAGAAAAAUGGCAGCCGCGAGAAGGAAACAGGAAGUGGAGCACGACGAGGCGGGGGCAGGGCGUCCAACCAGAGACCUUCUCGCUCCCAUAGCGACGAGGAGGAGGAUGAGGGUGUGCCAGCCAGUUACCACACGGUGUCUUUACAGCUGUUGGACCUUAUGCACACGCUCCACACUCGUGCCGCCAACAUCUACAGCUCCUGGGCCGAGGAACAGCGACACCUAGAGGCCGAAGGCAAGAAGAUCGAGGCAGACUCCCAAACUCUGUGGAGCAGCUGCUGGUGCCCCCUGCUGCAAGGUAUUGCUUGGCUCUGCACUGACGCCCGUCGACAGGUUCGCACGCAGGCUCUCACUUAUCUGCAGAGGGCGCUGCUGGUCCACGAUCUGCAGACACUGGACGCAGCAGAGUGGGAGUCCUGCUUCAACAAGGUUUUGUUCCCACUCCUCACCAAACUUUUGGAGAACAUCAGCCCUGCAGAUGUGGGAGGCAUGGAGGAGACAAGGAUGAGAGCCUGCACUUUGCUCUCUAAGGUGUUCCUACAGCACCUGUCGCCUCUGCUGUCCCUGCCAACCUUUGCCGCUCUCUGGCUCACCAUCCUGGACUUCAUGGAUAAGUACAUGCACGCCGGCUCCAGUGACCUCCUGCUGGAAGCCAUCCCAGAGUCUCUGAAGAACAUGUUGCUGGUGAUGGACACAGCUGGGAUCUUCCACAGCUCCGACUCAGGAUCUGGAUACUCAGAUCUCUGGAGCAUCACCUGGGAACGCAUUGUAUGCUUCCUACCCCACCUGAAGGAGGAGCUGUUCAAGCAGACUGUCAUCCCAGAGCCUGCGUCUGGCCCUCCUGUGGAGCCUGCAGCCACGCUCAGACCUCCCACUCCCCAGACACCUCCUCCUGCUCAUCCCCCCUCCCCCUCCCCUCCUCCUGCUCUCACCCCCCCACAGUCUCAGAGCCCCAGCAGACCUGCAUCACCACAAGAGGGCACUACUGUCAACAUUUCCGAAGCCCCGUCUGCGCCCCCCUCGGCUCAGACUCCUUCCCCUUCUUCUUUUAGCCCCCCUACCUCCUCCCUAAACCCCUCCUCUUCCCCUUUAGGCCCCUCCCCUCUCAUCCUGCAGCCACUAGCAUCUCCUCUUCAGGUCGGAGUCCCGCCCAUGUCGCUGCCAAUCAUCUUAAACCCCGCCCUCAUCGAAGCCACAUCUCCGGUCCCACUGCUGCCCCCAGUGAAUCGGACUGGGACUGCUCCCGACGAGGUCAAAUAAUGCGAAACACUACCAAAAAACUGCAGGAAACUACAAACAUGGCCGACACCGGAGGUCACAUGUGCGGACUGGACCAGAGAAUGCCAAGAACCACUCAAGUAAAUGGUAGACUGUGAUAAAUCCCAUGUAAAGACUACAAAUAUGUGGGAGCCAUGAAAUCUACAAAAAUGGCUACUCUUAUGAAGACAAGAACUGAUCAAACUGAAGAUAUUCAAAGUAAAUUAUGAAGAAAUGCUGGAAUCCUGUGAAAUACAUCUACAUCAACAUAAAGGUUUUAA
Molecule: messenger RNA, 6215 nt
Organism: Periophthalmus magnuspinnatus
Lineage: Eukaryota; Metazoa; Chordata; Actinopteri; Gobiiformes; Gobiidae
Gene: gbf1
Product: golgi brefeldin A resistant guanine nucleotide exchange factor 1
Exons: 40
Coding region: 298-5937 (1879 amino acids)
Biological process (GO): regulation of ARF protein signal transduction
Molecular function (GO): guanyl-nucleotide exchange factor activity
Source: RefSeq, a predicted model, not a curated record